UGCGCAUGCUCGCAGAUUUAGCAUUUAGUGUACUGGGAUGUGUGUGUGCUUUAUGAAGGUGUGUUGUCAUCUAGCUAUAUCGGUGUGUAUUUCUUGAAUCCGUGUGUUAGUGUACGCUGAAGCAGAUCAGUAACCGUCCAUGUAUUGCAGAGAAAAGUUGUAACGCUAGCUACCGUAGAGCUAUCGGCGUGCCGCUGGAGGAAACGGACUAUGUCGGCAAAUAAAACAAAGAAAGUCAAAAUGGCUACUAAAUCUUGCCCUGAAUGCGACCAACAGAUACCAGUUGCGUGCAAGUCCUGCCCGUGUGGUUAUGUGUUUAUUAGCAGGAAACUCCUGAAUGCCAAAUUGAAUGAGCGGUCUUCUCCAGCCAUAGCAGACAAGCUGGACUUUAAGCGGAGGAGGACCGAGCGCAUUCGCAGAGAGAGGAUUGACUCUUCUUUAACCAGUGACAUGGAAAACAGGAGAAGAUCCCGGGCCAACAGCCAAUCAGAUCCCAUCCGGAGAGGACGAGGCAGACCAAAAACAGUGGGGCUGAAGAAGCAGGAAGAGGAGAAAGAGAAACAAGAGAAGGAAGUGGAUAUUUAUGCAAGUCUUUCUGAUGAGAAGGCCUUUGUGUUUUCUGUGGCCUUGGCUGAGAUCAACCGCAAGAUCCUGGGUCAAAGACUCAUCCUAUAGAUCAAAGCCUGAAUAACACGCACAAGCACAGAGAACCCAGCACAGAGAACCCAUCAUAGAAAAUAUAGCAAGAGGACGACCAAAGAGGGCAGAACUGGCUGGAGAUGAACUUUGACCUGGAUGACGGAGCAAGGCUCUGAAAACAGCUGAAGCUUCAGACUGACGUAGAGGGUGUUGCCAUUGAAGGAAAUCACAGCUCGUCAGCACCUUGAAUUAUACACCCAGCAUCGAGAUGCAAACACAUGUUUCCUGACUAAAGUGAGGGUAUGGUUUGUAUGUUGUGAGGACGUACGUUGUUGUUCUGUAGAUACAUGCUUCUGUGCAGAAAAACGCACCCAUCCACACCACGCCACGAGAAACUAAAGAAAUACGUCUGUUUGAAAUAAUCAGCUGGGAUAUCAAGUGCACAUCUUCAGCUGACUUUAGCUUCAUGUUAAUGAAGGGACCAAGAUAUUUUGGUACCUGCGUGGUUUCUUAUAAACUGAAGAUGAUGCCUUUUUUAUUGAGACAGGGGCCUAUCAAAAACUAAUAGUCUAGGAUGGAAUAAAACUUUUAUCUUUUUGUUCUGAUUACCAUUAUUUAGUUAUGUUGAGCACGUAGAGCAUCCUUGUUCAAGCUCUCCUAGAGUCAUACAGGAAGUCAGACGAAGAUUUAUGGAAUUGUGAGGUGCGGCUGAUGUAGCGAAUAGAUGUUCUUUUAAAAUCAUUUUUUAUCAAUCUGUCCAUUUUAUUGUAUGCAAUUGUUGGUUAAUCAAUGUUCUGUUUGAUGGGUUUAGCAGAAUCCCAUGUAUCGUUGUAUAUUGUGAUAAUACCACAAUAUAUAUAUAUAUAUAAAUAUAUUAUUACAGCAUUUAUUCAUCUUUAUUAUUUUACAUAGACAUUUUAUGUAAAGACACUAUACAGCCAAGAUAUAGCAGACUGUUGGGAGUCACACAUUCUUCUGUAUCUGAAAAAUGAUCACAUCCCACUUGUUAUCAGAGGGUUUCUGUUACCUCACAAUAAUAAAUAAUAGUUCAAUAAGGUUCUGGAUCUGUAUCUGGACUGUUAAGAUCUCCUUUGUAGUCUCCAGGUUCAGAAAAGUUCUCAUCAACCAAACAUUUCUUUGUUAUGGUAUGCAGAACAUAAUGCUGAUCAAACACCCAAUCAGCCCUUUAAAAGAGAACAGCAAGGAUUGUAACUGCUGAUGUUCUGUAUUCAGAGGAGGUGUGGCUCAUCUCAAACAAGCCUACUGAUAAAGUUUAUCUGAAGGGAUUUGACAGGUUUGUAGUUGACAAAUUAUUCAGUGGCCAAAAGAUAUAUUUAUUACAAGCGAUAACCAACGGCUGCUGUAAAUCUCGCUCAGAAAAUACAGUCGUACAAAGCCAUUUUAGAUAUACUUGAGCUAAAUUACAAUGAAACUUGCAUUCAGAGUAGGUUUAAGGCUUAAUUUCAACUCCUUACAGUCUAAGAUAAACAUCACAUACUGUCCAGUUCUGUGGGUGAAGUCCAGCUCGGGACGUGGAACGAUGAUGCUGCUGAACAGGAAACGUGAUAAAACACCCACCUUCAAUGAAAGCAAGCUUUGGAUGCAUUUUGGAUUUUAAUAUGUCCCAGCUAAGAAGGAGCCUGACAUGACUCAUAAAAUGAUAUUAUUAAAAUAAUAAUAAACAGUGUAUAGUGUUACACAGACAGGAAAAGAAGUGGAACACUCCACACCAAUAUUUGACCUCCAGCCAACUCUGAAUGUGAACAAAAGCUAAACAUUUAGCAUGGAGCUAAUCAUUUCAAAGGAGUUGUGGUUAACCGUUUAGACUGCAUAUACAACAUUUGUUGGAAGAAUGAAUAAAGACAUAGCUGCAUGUCCACAGUUUCAUCAACUUACAAUGACAAAAGAGGACUGUCUCCUCAGAUGUGUUGAGCAGAUGAGCCGCUGCACCAGCAAAAUAUGUUCACGUAUAAUCCCUGAAUUUUUCACACAGGUCAGAAAUCUGUUAUGAUGCUUCUGGCCUGUCCAGGGCCUGCUGUGCAAACUGUUUUAAUCCUCUAAUUUCAAGCAGCAUAAAGUGUGUCUACUGAAUGAAGUCAGACUGAUACAUUUUGAAGUUGGCCACAUACACCCCAUUGUCUUUGUCAAUCUGUUGAUGUCAUUGUCACUGUCAUUUGUUGCUUUUGUCACAAUGAACCCAAAUUGCUGUCUUUGUUGUACUUUGAUCAGACUUUCAAAAUAACAGCCACGGUUGAAAUCUGUCUGUUCAAGCUGUGGCGGUGGUCAGGGGUUAGUAUUGUGUGUCUGCAGGUGCAUGUUCUCCUCCUGCCCCCCACCCCCCCACUGUCCACAGACAUGCAGGUUAGGUUAAAUAACACUCUGCACAUAGGUGUGAAUAUGAGAAUGAAUUGGCUGUACUGUAUUGUGCCAGCCUUAUGGCAGACUGGUGACCUGUCCAGGUGUUCACCACCACUGUGACCAUGGAUGCACUCCAGCAGGCAGGUAAACCUGUAUAGAUAAUGGAUUGAAGAAUGUUACAGAUAUCAUGAUAUAUAUAUGGACCCCUAAUCUGCCUCUUUGGCAUGUAUAGAGGCAGAUUAGGGGUCCAAGGUUCUUCACUGACAAUGAAUCCUCUUUUUGAGCACAAGUAUCUUGUGUUUAAAUUAAAUAAAGACCUUAAGAUCAGUGUCACUGUCAAUAUAUUUGGUCUAAUUGGUCAGGGGAUAAUCACAUCCAGGUACGGACCAUCAGCACUGGACCCCCCAGGGAUGUGUGGUCUCGCCCCAGUUCUUCUCCGUCUGUACUAAUGACUGCACCUCAAGAGACCCAAUAAACUCUUGUAUUUUAUAAACAAUACAACAGUCAUUGGCCUCAUCCAAGACAGUGAAGAAUGUGCACACACAUGGGAGGUCGAACAGAGGGUCCUGGUACAGUCACCACCUGGAGCUGCACACGCCCAAAACUGGAUAUUUUGGACUUCAGGAGAAGCCCCUCAACACUGCCCCCUAUCAGCAUCCUCAAUAACACUGUUUCCAAUGUGGAAACCUUCAGGUUUCUGGAAUCCACUAUCUCCAAGGACCUAAGGUGGUCUUCAAACAUAGGCUCAAUCAUCAGGAAGGCACAACAUAGGAUGUACUUCCUACAUCAGCUCAGGAAGUUCAACCUGCCUCAACAACUGCCCACCCAGUUGUACUCAGGAAUAAUCCAACCUGUUCCAUGCACAUCCAUCAUCGUCUGCUUUGGGUCUACCACCAAACAGGACAAGAACAGACUGCAAUGGACUAGAAGGACUGCUGAGUAAAUCAGUGCUGCCAGCCUGCCCUCAAUUCAGGAGUUCUACACCUCCAGACUGAGGAAACAGGCAGGAGGCAUCACUGCAGCCCCUCACAUCCUGGACACAACCAGUUCCAACUUCUCCCCUCUGGGGGGUGCUACAGAUCACUGAACACCAAAACAACCAGACAGUCUCAAGUGUUAUCGCCACAUCAUUGUAUAUAUUGUUUAUUUUACAUUUUUGUAUUUCUUAUUGUUCAGUCUUUUUUUGUGUCCUUGUUGAACUUUGUGUUUUUGUAUGCAAAUAUAAUGAUUGCAAUGUUUAAUCCGGAGUCACAUUCUUGGUGCACACAUACUUCGCGAUCAUCA
Molecule: messenger RNA, 4281 nt
Organism: Chelmon rostratus (copperband butterflyfish)
Lineage: Eukaryota; Metazoa; Chordata; Actinopteri; Chaetodontiformes; Chaetodontidae
Gene: hdip1
Product: chromosome 1 C16orf87 homolog
Exons: 4
Coding region: 211-675 (154 amino acids)
Source: RefSeq, a predicted model, not a curated record